CUCCAGCGGGGACUGAGGAAUGUGGAGCCCAGCAGCUACGUCACCCCCUUCCAUCGCCCGGGGUGUCGUCGAGAGCGAACUUUUUCUGAGGCUAUGAAUUAACAACACGACACAUACAGGACGCCCGUCUCUGUCUCCAUGGUAACGUGGCGGACGCCCAGCGUCUGAGCUGCCUGCGAGGGGGCGGAACCGGAGAGACACGACGGAGCUCCGACCUCCGACUGAUAGAAGGCAAGAUCAGUGGAAGAUGGUAAGGAGAGCACGGCUGCCUGAGGACAGCAGCAGCAGCAGCAUCAGAGCCAUUUCACGACGGCGUGUACUACCCCUACACCAGUGACACCCGCUCGUCAGCAGGGAUCCCCUCCCUCCUCAACUCCCCGCUCAGCCAGCAGCAGUCUGCCAACGCUGCAUCAGGUAUGACUCCAUCCAGUGGAGCCUCCGCCGUUCUCCCGUUCAAGUUCCGUCCGCGCAGAGAGAGCGUGGACUGGCGGCGGAUCAACGCCGUGGACAUUGACUUGGUGGUGAGCCAGCUGGACGUGGACGCCCUCCAGGAGCACAUCAGCACGGUGACCUUCUGCAGCCUGGACGGGGAGCGGUGCCAGCGGUGCCAGAGCCCCGUGGACCCGGCUCUGGUGAAGCUCCUGCAGCUGGCUCAGCUCACGGUGGAGUGGCUCCUCCACUGCCAGGAGUUCCUCAGCCUCAACCUGCGUGCGGCGGAGGAGAGGCUGUCGGCGGCCAGCAGGGAGCGGGAGCAGCUGCUGGCUCAGCAGAAGAAGCAGGAGGAGAAGACGAAGGCGCUGACCACCGAGCUCAAGCAGCGGAAGAAGGUUAUUCGCACUCAGCAGUCGCUGCUCGCGCCACGAAUCAUCAGCAGCCAGAAGUGUCCACAUUGUGAUAAAACCUUCCUCAAUUCCUCGUUUCUCCAGAAUCACAUGCAGCGGCGGCAUCCUGACGAGUACGAGAUCCAGCUGCGGUCUGACAGUGACAAGAAAUCUCAAAUCGAUAGUCUCAAACUGGAGAUCAGCAGUCUGAAGGAGCAGAUCGUUCAGCAGCAGCAGACCUUAGCAGCUAAAGUAGCUCAGGAAAAAGAGCAGCAGUCCAUGCACAAAGACCUGCUGAGAGAGCUGGAUCGCUUUAAGGCUGAGGAGAUGGCACGCAUGGACAGGAAGAUAGAAGACAGCCGGGACGGCAUGCGCAAGGAAAUGGAGUUUCUUUACAACCGAAAUAUUCAGGCUCUUAACGAAGUGAAUCAGAACCAGACAGCCAAGCACGAAAAGUCCGUCAGUCCUGUGCAGUCGCAGCCGGAGAGAGAUCUGGACAUCUACAAAGAGAUGCAGAUACAAGCCAUCCAGAAGCUAGAACACCAAAUUAAGAAACAGGAUAAAAAGUGGGAAUCCAGACUGCAAGAAAUUAAUGCUCAGCACGAGUCUGAAAAGAAUCAGUGGCUGAACGAGGUGAGCAGAAUGCAGUCGUCCUUGUCGGAGCACCAGGAGCGCAGCCAGAGGCUGCAGCAGGAGAUGGGGAGGAGGCUGCAGGAGAAGGAGCAAACCAUCAAGGCUCAGAGGGAGCAGAUAAAGACAAUUUCCACGCAGCCACCACCCAAAGUCGUGGAGUUACCAGUCAUUGUCAGUUCACCAGCACCGGAGCACAAACAAAAGAGAGUUGUACUCGAGGAGCCAGUCUCUGCUCUUAAGCUGGAUCCUAUACAGGAGCUGUCAGAAGAGGAGAAAGACUCCAGCAGCAUCUCUGAGCGGAGGCCAGUGGAAAAGAAGCCCGAGCCUGCACCAGAGAAGAAACCGAGGGUGAACAGCAGCGCUCUGAAAAGGAACCCCAACAUUAAGAGAGAGAUGCGACCAGAGCUGGAGCAGGCUGUCGUUCAGAGGCUGAAGAACCUGGGCAUCAAGCCUGAUCAGAGUGGUCUAAAGAGCAAGGAGCUCACUUCCAUCCUGGCCAAGCUGCAUUCAGACCGGGAGAGCAUUUCAAAGAAUAUGCCCGACUACUGGCUCCAUCGGGAGGAGAUGGCCAGCGCUGUGGAGCAGAAGUUGGGAGGUCAGAGGAGAGGCAGCGAUCCUGCUCCACAGUCACAGGCCAGAUCCAGGCACCCUGUUCAAGUGGUGCAGAUUCGGCCUCGAUCCAGCAGCCUGCCUUCCAGAGGGAGCCAGGCGACAUCCGGAUCUGCCGUCAAACAGCCCAAAACCCCCCAGCCGGCACCAAGAACUAAGACCACCGCCCAACCGAAAACGUCCACGCCCAACGCUAAGACCGCCUUGAAGAUCCUCUCAAGCAAGACCCCUCCCUUCAGCUCAGACGAGGACUCUGAAGAACAGGACACAGACUCGGAGGAGGAACAGCCCGUGAAACCCCAGAGGGGCAAAUCCCCACAGCCCAGACUCAACCAGGCGACUCCAGUCCAAAUCAGAGCAAGCAAAGCCAGCCCAGUGCUGAGCAGGCAGGCUGCAGUCAGGCAGUCCUCCACCUCCACCCACCAGCAGUCCCGGGCGUCAGUGGGCGGCGUGACCAAGACGGCGGUCACAAAGAUGGAGAGCGACGACGAGGGGGACGGAUGGUCAGAAGUCAGCGAGCUGCAGGAGAUUGAUCCCAGACAGCUGCAGAACUACAAAGACCAGAACGGAAAUGUGGACAAGAGAAACCACAGCAAAGAGAACAAGAUCAAUGACAUCGCCAGAAGAGUGGAGAAGCAGUUUGCAGACAGAGUGGUCAAGAAACCAGCAGGGGGCGUGAGCAUCUUACCAGAGAGGAACGACGAGAUCCAGGAACUCACGUACACAGAUCUGGAGGAGAGCAGCGAGUGGAUGGUUUCCUCAUUAGAGGAAAGACAAGAAGCGUCUAAACCGGCACAGAGCUCCAGCCUGCUGAGGAAGAGCCUGGACUCGCCCAGCACCAGCGUCUGGGGAACCUCCACAGGAAAGGCUCCCAAAUCAGGUCUGACUGAAGCUGGAACCGGGAGCACCCUGAAGAGCAGCCUGUGCUCCCUCAGCGACAUCAGCGACUCCGAGGACAUUAGCAAUAAGCACAGCACACACUACAGGUGAUGCAGCACAGACACUGACCUCAGCCGAUGCCAAACAGCCAUAUUUUAUACCGACUUGUUUUGUGAGAGCUGUCAUACGAAGAAAAGCAAUACUUAAAGUAGGUUAGUGUGCUCAGGAGGCAGGUUUCCAUAUGAAGACCAUCUAAUGAGUUUGUUAGAGAUAAACGAGUUCUUUUCAGUCUCACCUUGCGCCUUGUGCCAACUCUUUGCUUGCCUUAGACCUCCUCAGUGUUCCUCUUUGAUAGAUUUAGUUUUUUACUGCUCACUGAUAUUUAACCGACUCUCCACAUGAGGUACUGUUGAUGCUACUGUGUGUAGUCUGUGAAAAACUUUGUACAUCAAAUUUUAUAUCAGAGCAACGAGAUGUGACUUUGUAUAGACAAUAUUUAUACACGCAAUAAAAGAUUUCUUUGUAGAAAUUA
Messenger RNA from Stegastes partitus (bicolor damselfish), 3474 nucleotides. It is a transcript of the gene dzip1, whose product is annotated as DAZ interacting zinc finger protein 1. Gene Ontology annotation, cellular component: cytoplasm; ciliary basal body. Gene Ontology annotation, biological process: cilium assembly. The transcript has 19 exons. The record is from RefSeq and is a predicted model, not a curated record. Bases 417 to 3053 code for a protein of 878 amino acids. Lineage: Eukaryota; Metazoa; Chordata; Actinopteri; Pomacentridae.